Microplitis mediator is the source of this 1407-nucleotide messenger RNA. RefSeq names its product nucleolus and neural progenitor protein-like. Bases 118 to 1236 code for a protein of 372 amino acids. Gene Ontology annotation, cellular component: nucleus. NCBI's taxonomy places the organism in Eukaryota, Metazoa, Arthropoda, Insecta, Hymenoptera, Braconidae. The transcript is spliced from 5 exons. The record is from RefSeq and is a predicted model, not a curated record. Gene Ontology annotation, biological process: positive regulation of Notch signaling pathway.
UAACGCCUUCAACUAUCGAUAAUUCCAUGAUGAAAGCAUGGAAAUGUUUUGAUCAUAAACAUAACCUAGACUUUUUUAAAUUUUAAAUAAAUUUAAAAAACAACAUUUUUUAUAAAAAUGGAUAUUCCAUGGAAUCAAUUAAAUUUGCAAAGGCCACCAACAAGUUCCUGGAAAACAACAUCAGAUAAAUUUGAUACAAGAAUUUUUGUAAAUACAUUAAACAAAAUAUACAAUGACAUAAAAUCACAAAAUAUUUUAUGCAGUGAAGCAACGAUAUUAAGUCGGUUAAUAUACAGAAUGAAAACAAAAUUCAGAAAUGACAAGGGUUUGAAAAAUAUGGAAAAAGUAAAUCGCGCAUUACUUAAUUAUUUAAAACUGUCACUGGAAAAUGAAUACAAGUAUUUGAUUGACAAUGUUGUAAUUAGUGAUACUGUCAGCUUACCUACAAGACAAAUGCUCCAGUAUGUUUUAACAAGAACUCAGGGAUUUGCCAAAUUGAUGUGUAGAAUUGAAAAUGUUUCAAAAUGUGCAGCGACAUUUUUUAGAGCGAGAAUUCAAAUUGGACAUGCGUGGACUCCUUCGACUAUAGCUUACGCAGUUCUCUCAAGGAUAUGGAUACUGUCUAGGCAUCUGGUAAAUAAAUGUUGUGUUUGGUACAAUAAAAUAUAUCCAUUUAAUGAACGGUUGGAAUUGGUUGGGAUUCAGUGGAUGCCUUCAAAUUAUUCUUUACCAGCAGAUUUGAAACAAUGGCUGUGUUUAUCGUGGACUGAUGAGCCGAUUCAAUGUUUACCAAUGGAUGGAAAUUCAUCUGAUUCCAUAUUCAGUUUAAUUAAACCUCAAGAUGAAUUAACUGAUGAAAAAACUGAUGAUUUAUUAAUCUGUGAAAAUAAUAAUUCUCAAGAGCAACUAAAAAAAGUACAAGAAAAUCAAGAGAUUUCUUUUUCUUCAAAUGAUGUUGGUGUUCCUAUAUCACGUGAAUCUUUUUCAUCGACUCCGGAAGUCAAAAAAUCAUCGAAGAAAUCUAAGAAAAUAAAUAUAAAAAAUAUUAAAACAGAGGAAGAUUUAAAUUUACUGCUGACGCUCGAUUCUUAUCCAGGAAUGGAUAAAUUGCAGUGGAAUAUUAUGAAGAAUACGAUAAAUAAAAAAUUAAUAAAAAUUAAAAAAUUUAACAAAGAAGAGAAGAAAAAACUUUUACUAGAAAAAACAAUUCGAUUAAUAAAAAAAAACUUAAUCUGAUAUAUUAUUAUUUUUUUUUUAAUUAAGGUAAAAUUUAAUUGUUAAAUUUUUUACAUAACUUGUAUAUAUUUAUAUUUAAUUUACUACCGUAAAUAAAUUAAUUAUGUUAAAUAAAAAAUUAUAAAAAGUGGGUGCGCGUACUUUUGUACGCGCGUUAAAAUUUAAACUUAA